This is a messenger RNA of Gadus chalcogrammus (walleye pollock), 1182 nucleotides long. It is a transcript of the gene chrnb3a, whose product is annotated as cholinergic receptor nicotinic beta 3 subunit a. Gene Ontology annotation, cellular component: synapse; postsynaptic membrane; neuron projection. Gene Ontology annotation, biological process: monoatomic ion transmembrane transport; regulation of membrane potential; signal transduction. The coding region runs from base 19 to 1182 and encodes 387 amino acids. The record is from RefSeq and is a predicted model, not a curated record. The transcript has 6 exons. Lineage: Eukaryota; Metazoa; Chordata; Actinopteri; Gadiformes; Gadidae. Gene Ontology annotation, molecular function: acetylcholine-gated monoatomic cation-selective channel activity; transmembrane signaling receptor activity.
GAUGAGAAGAACCAGCUAAUGACCACUAAUGUCUGGCUCUGGCAGGAGUGGGUGGAUGUGAAGCUGCGUUGGAACCCCGAUGACUACGGGGGGGUCACGACCAUCAGAGUGCCUUCGGAGAGCCUCUGGCUGCCCGACAUCGUGCUCUACGAGAAUGCGGACGGCCGCUUCGUGGGCUCCCUGAUGACCAAAGCCAAGGUGCGCUCCGACGGCACCAUCACCUGGAAGCCCCCGGCCAGCUACAAGUCGUCCUGCACCAUGGACGUCACCUUCUUCCCCUUCGACCGGCAGAACUGCUCCAUGAAGUUCGGCUCGUGGACGUACGACGGCAACAUGGUGGACCUGGAGCUGGUGGACGACUUCGUGGACCGCAAGGACUUCUUCGACAACGGCGAGUGGCAGAUCCUGAACGCCACGGGGAAAAAGGGGAGCCGGCGCGACGGCGUGUACUGGUACCCCUUCGUCACCUACAACUUCAUCAUGAAGCGCCUGCCCCUCUUCUACACGCUCUUCCUCAUCAUCCCCUGCCUGGGCCUGUCCUUCCUCACGGUGCUGGUGUUCUACCUGCCGUCGGACGAGGGUGAGAAGCUGUCGCUGUCCACCUCCGUGCUGGUGUCGCUCACCGUGUUCCUGCUCGUCAUCGAGGAGAUCAUCCCCUCGUCCUCCAAGGUCAUCCCGUUGAUCGGGGAGUACCUCCUCUUCAUCAUGAUCUUCGUCACCUUCUCCAUCAUCGUCACGGUCUUCGUCAUCAACGUGCACCACCGCUCCUCGGCCACCUACCACCCCAUGGCCCCCUGGGUGAAGACCCUCUUCCUUCAGAGGCUCCCCAGGAUGCUGUGCAUGCGGGGCCACACCGACAGGUUCCACUACUCGGAGUUCGAGCAGCAGAACCCGGAGCCCAAGCCCCGCGGGGGUCUGGGCAUGAAGCAGAGGGGCCCGGACGGCAAGGAAGAGGAGAGCCAGGCGUGGCUGUCCAUGCUGGAGAAGGCCACCAACUCGGUGCGCUACAUCAGCCGGCACAUCAAGAAGGAGCACUUUAUCAGAGAGGUGGUCCAAGACUGGAAGUUUGUGGCUCAGGUCCUGGAUCGUAUCUUCCUCUGGGUGUUCCUGUCCGUCUCCAUCCUUGGGACCAUCCUCAUCUUCACCCCGGCCCUCACCUUGUACUUCAGCACCCCCCCCUGA